AUGUCAUCGAAGAUGUCCUGCGCGGGUUGCCUCACGGUAGUUAAAGGUAAAGACUAUUUAAAAUGCAGCAAGUGCCACAGCGUUUACGACUUGGCCUGCGCAGGUGUGAGUGAAAAGCGCUUCACCAGCUUUUACAGCUCCUCAACAGCAGCGGGCAAAGAGCGUCGGGCAAUUUGGACAUGUCCAGCGUGCUUGUGCAAUGCCCCGAAGGGCGAUAACUCCAGCACACCUCUGCGAUGCCAUAGCGAUGGAUAUGGUUCGCCUCCUUCAUCGCGCGUGGUUGCUACCGGGUCUCCCAACUCUCCUACCGACAACGUCACUCAGCGCAAGAAACCUGAUGUUGAUUUAAAUGAACCACAACACGCUAAACAACUCCGUUCUUCUCUAAGAGACGGAGACACUACUGUUUUUACCAGAGGAGAUUUCCAGGAAUUUAAGAGAAUGAUCGCAGAACAGUUCCAGAAGAUGAAUGAUAUGAUGAAUAACUUUCAGCAAUCGUUAUCUUUUUUCAACGAUUUUUAUGAAGAGACAAAGAAAUCUAUGGAGGAUAAGUCGGCGAGAAUAAAGAAGUUAGAAAAGGAAAAUGUCGAGUUAAGGAGCACUUUGGGGGACGUCAUGAAACGCUUGAACACAAUUGAUCAGCAAUCGAGAUCCAACAAUAUAGAAAUUCAGUGUGUGCCUGAGCAUAGGUCUGAGAAUGUUGUCAGCACUGUGCUGCAACUUGGAACAGUUGUUGGCUGUAAAAUAGCUGACACUGAUAUUCUCCAUGCUACUAGAGUGGCCAAAAUAGACAACCAGAGUAACAGACCCCGCUCGAUUGUUGUCAAAUUCACCACUGUUCGUAUUCGGGACUCCCUCUUGGCUGCGACCAUCAAUUACAAUAGGAAAAAUCCAAAUGAAAGAUUGAACAGUGCUUUUCUCGGCAUUGCAGCGAAAAAGCCACAACCCAUCUACGUAUCUGAACAUUUGUCUGUGCAUAACAAAUCACUUCACGCGGCAGCUAGAAUUAAAGCCAAAGAAAUAGGGUACAGAUUCGUAUGGGUUCGCAACGGCAGGAUUUUUAUGAGGAAAACCGAAUCAUCAGAAUGUAUUUCCAUCAACAAUAUAGAUAUACUUAAGUCUCUGAAGUGA
This is a messenger RNA of Hyposmocoma kahamanoa, 1131 nucleotides long. RefSeq lists its product as uncharacterized. The transcript has a single exon. NCBI's taxonomy places the organism in Eukaryota, Metazoa, Arthropoda, Insecta, Lepidoptera, Cosmopterigidae. The record is from RefSeq and is a predicted model, not a curated record. The coding region runs from base 1 to 1131 and encodes 376 amino acids.